Molecule: messenger RNA, 540 nt
Organism: Protopolystoma xenopodis
Lineage: Eukaryota; Metazoa; Platyhelminthes; Monogenea; Polystomatidea; Polystomatidae
Source: the annotation of a GenBank genome assembly
AUGCGUGCCCUUCAGGAGCUGGCGGCACAACGCCGAUCUGCGGAGGCGGAGGCACGUCGGGGUCUGGAGCAGCGAGAGGCGGAGCUUUCCAGAUUGCGCUCCCAGCUUGACAACUUGACAGGACAAGAUGAGUCUCGACUAGUUGCGCAGGUUGAAUUAGCCAAGAUUCGCAAAGAACUAGAGAGCCUACGCACUGAACAUCCUACUGCUAGCCAAGAGCUUAGAUCAGCCUCAGAAAGCUCUCGAGACCAUCAGACUCGCCUAGUUCCUCCAAAUGGUUUAACAGCCGACCAGGAGACUUGGCUAACUAGGCUUAUCGAAGAGCGCGAUAGCCUUCUUCGCACUGGCGUGUAUGACUUAGAGGAUGCAGUAAUCGCUGAUCUAGAUUCCGAGAUCCGCCGUCUUCUCUCCAGAGACACAGAUGCAGAGGCGACUCUUAGGCCGGAGUCUAAUGCUCUUCGAGAUGUCAAACGCACUGAUAUGCCUGAUAAAAUACUAUUAGGAGGCAAAAAAUGCCAGCUGUUAUCGUCACACGUCUAA